CCUUGGCAUCCGUCCAGGGGAAUAGCAAUAAGUUCCAGACCAAUGCGAAACGUGGAUAGACAGAAGGCGGGUUUGUUUUUAGUGAAGCAUGAAAGUCUCUUGGUGGACUCCCCAACAGUAUCCUUUGUAAGCUAGUUCGGCACUCACUUGUUUGGCUCCGAGUAGCGGCUUGCUGCAAUAGUCCAACAAAGUCCCACCUGGAUCAGCACAUAUGUUGCCUACUGCAACUGACUUGAUGGCGGGACGGAUAUACCCAUCGGUCGACAACGUCGGCGGUGACUCGGAGUCUAUUGACAUGGACUUAGAAAACCCGCGACUUCUUCGCCCCAAGGAGCCUGGGCUCCCCCGAUUAUCGACGUCCCAGCUGUUCUCGUUCGCCACCUGGUGGGAGGUUGUGCUGAUGUUCUUGGCAGCCCUGGCCAGCAUGGGAAGCGGGUCGAUCAAUUUGAUUGCCAUAAACGCUAUUGGGAGCACUUUAGCUGGACUUAUGAGCGGCACAGGUCAGGGCCUGUCGGGGAUUGGCGAGAAAGCUUUUCUGUUCGCUGGACUGGCGUUAUACGCCUUUUGUUCCAAGUACAUCAGUCGGGCUCUAUGGACAAUGAUUGCUGAGCGGCAAGUGAAGCGGAUAUCUUCUCUGUUCCUCGAAAGCGUACUUCGCCAAGACAUGGAGUGGUUCGAUCUGUCUGAUGGAGACUCCCUGAGCACGCGACUGUCAAACGAUGUGCCCUUGAUUAGAAUCGGGCUCGGCGAAAGCGCAGAAGCACUUUUCUCCGUCGCUGGCAAUAUCAUAGGCUGCUUGCUUGUGUCCUUCUGGAAUGACGCGAAAUUGACAGGGAUAAUCCUUUCUCUGCUGCCGCUACUCAUCGGCUGCGGGGUUGUCAUAGUGAAGGUGAAUGCUUCUAUGGCUGCGAAGAGCGGCGACGCAUAUGCUAGAGCUUCCUCUGUGCCCGAACAAGCCCUUUCGGGAAUCCGUACCGUGUACGCUUUUACCUUGCAGCGGAGGUUUAUGGAGAAAUAUGAGGACAGUCUUCGGCAGGUCGAACAAGUGGACAUACGAAAGGCGAUGUUCUCUGGGCUGUCCAUGGGUGUCUUCAGCUGCAUCUUGUUCCUCAUAUUUGCACUAUCAUUCUACAUCGGGACACAUAUGGUCUUGGACGGCAGGAUUCCAGGGCCAAAUGCAGUGGUUGUCCUCUUGGCGAUGAUGAUUCUAGCCUCCUCGCUGAUGGAUGUACCGAGAAAGCUCUCGUCCAUUGCCACCGCGCAGGCAGCCGCACGUUUGAUAUACUACAUCAUCUGGAGGAAACCCUCGAUCGAUCGGAGCUUCAGUGAGAACAAUCUGCUGAACGUUACUGGGGACAUCUCGUUCAAAAAUGUGAGGUUCAGUUACCCAAGCCGCCCAGACGUGCCCAUCCUGCGCGGGCUCUCGGUGGAUAUCAAGGCCGGGCAAACCGUAGCGUUUGUGGGUGGAUCUGGGUCAGGAAAAUCCACCACUAUCGCCCUUUUACAGAGACUAUAUGAUCCCACUUCUGGGGUAGUCACACUGGAUGGCAAAGAUGUGAAAGACAUGAAAGUAUCAGCCCUGCGAAAGCACAUUGGUGUCGUUGGACAAGAACCGGUUCUGUUUUCCCUCACUAUUCGGCAAAACAUUCUCUUGGGAAUCCAUGGGGAAGUGUCUCCCAACGUCUUCAUAUCCGCCUGCAAAAUGGCUCAAUGUCAUUCCUUCGUCACGAAGUUCCCCUUGGGUUAUGAUACGCCAGUCAGCCCAGGAAAGCUAUCUGGAGGGCAGAAACAACGGAUAGCCAUUGCCCGAGCGAUUUUGAAGAACCCCAAAAUCCUCCUUCUGGAUGAAGCAACCUCCGCCUUGGACACCACUUCGGAGCGCCUAGUGCAGAAAGCUCUAGACGCCGCUUCCGCAGGUCGCACAACCAUUGUGAUUGCGCAUAGACUCUCGACCAUCCGCAAUGCGCAUGUCAUCUGCGUUAUGAAUUGUGGGAAGUUGGUGGAGAUGGGAACUCACGAACAACUUUAUUCGAUGGGUGGGGAAUACACCGCACUCGUAGACAAGCAAAAGCUGUCUGUGGAAGCUGAAACGGGACAACCAAAAAGGGACUAUGGUGCAGAGAUGGAAAGCCACGGACAACAACCAAUUUUGGAGACCGAGGAAGUUCGUGACAUGUUAAAGCUACCGACCGUCACACUGGAUCCGCCCGAUACAAUUGCGAGACAAAUACGAUUGAAGCUGAAAGCGGAAAGGUUGAUAGGACGGCGGGAAGCAGCGCGCGAGUCGCAACGAUUUUUUCGGAGGGUGCGAAAGCUUCUCGACCCAGAGACUAAGCUUAUCGUUGGCGGCACUAUCGCUGGGGCCUUUAGCGGACUGGUGUUCCCUGGUUUUGCGGUCAUCAUUUCGUUCACGAUCGGAGAGGUAUUGAAAGAGAAAACCGCGGAUACCUGGAUUAGCUACAUGGUGCUGGUCGCCGGUCUUGCGUUUACCACGCAAUGGGCUCAAAGUGCCUUAUAUGGAAAGGCCGUGGCACGCGCAACGUUUAGACUACGCCUAUCUGUUUUCAGAAAUCUUCUGCGUCAGGAGGUUGGAUUCUUCGACGCAAAGGCCAAUGCGCCUGGAUCGUUGUGCAAUCGCCUUGCAGCUGUGGAGAAUGUACCACGCAUGCUUACCGAUAUAUACGGAGACUCGGGGCGCGUGAUGUUCACAGCAAUAUAUGGGAUAGCCCUAUCACUCGCCUUCUCGAUGACCCUGGCCGGCAUCUUGCUCCUACUUGCCCCUUUCAUCAUCGCCGCGGGUUACUGGCAGAGCACAUCUUUGGCAAGAUUUGCAGAAUCAAGCAAAGAGGCGUAUGAACAAUCUACACAGGUUGCGAUGGAAGCUAUCAAAGAAGUCAAGACUUUGAAGAUGCUGGACCGAGAAAAGUUCGCGGUUGAACGCUACGAAGCGUUUCUCGAUAAACCCUUCCGCAUGACAAAGCGAAAUGCAUUCGUGGAUAGCAUUGCCUACGGUCUGCAGGACACGGCAUCCAUGCUCACCAUAGCUCUAGGCUUCUAUGCGGGACAAAAGCUCGCCGACAGAGGCAGCAUUGAACUAUGGCAAAUCAUGUCGGUUGUAUUGGGCAUGAUGACGACGAUGAUAUCGAUUUCCAGCUCGGCCGGCCUGGGCAUGGCAUACGUGAGAGGAAAACUCGCCUCGCAGACGACGUUUGCCAUCCUUGAUCGAGAGACGUCAAUCGAUCCCGACAAAGCCGGAAUCACCCCUGAAGACUUCCGCGCCGAUUUCCAGUUCUCAAAUCUAGUAUUCCAAUACCCGACGUCGCCUGAACCUAUCUUCACGGGCAUGUUCUCCCUCGCCGGUGUUGCGAAUAAAAGUUUAGCCCUCGUGGGUCCGAGCGGUUGUGGAAAAUCCACCGUGAUCGGCCUCCUCCAACGGUGGUAUGACCCGCAAGGAGGUGCAGCUACGCUAGGCGGUACGAAGAUUUCACAAUACCAGCUAUUGAAGGGCCUUCGUCCGCAUAUGGCACUGGUUGGGCAAGAACCGAUACUCUUCGAUCUCACCAUCGGCGAGAAUAUAGCUUGGGGUUCUGAGGCUCCGGUCACAAGGAGCGAGAUCCAAGAAGCGGCGGGGCAAGCCAAUGCUCACAGCUUCAUCAAAGACCUCCCAGAGGGCUACGACACGCGUGUUGGUGAAAGAGCUCAACUGUCCGGCGGACAACGUCAACGCAUAGCUAUUGCGAGAAGCUUGAUUCGUCGGCCCAAGCUGCUACUUUUAGACGAGGCAACGAGCGCUCUGGAUUCCAGAAGUGAACUUGAAGUACAAAAGGCAAUCGAUAGGGCUGCUACGGGUCGGACUACCGUUACAAUCGCGCAUAGGUUGUCUACCAUCAAGAACGUUGACCAGAUUGCAGUGGUCCAGGACGGACGGGUUGCGGAGCUUGGUACCCAUAAUGACUUAGUAGCUCGGAAUGGAAUCUAUGCUCAGAUGUGUCGAGAGCAGAAUCUAUGAAUCUAGCAAAAUAGAGGACAAGCUCCAGACUCACGCUCGGUUUACCCCUAGCGCAUGGUUUGGCCUUGUCCUGGAGGUUUCCGCGAGAUCUGCUGUGUAAUAUUGGUUCACAUGAUCUUCCCAAAAUCAAAUGAAAUGACCUCCCACAUUUGAUGUAUAGUUCCUCUGUGCCAGGAAAGCGUUUGCGCGAGUGCAUGGAAGUCACUGCCCGAUCCUACUGCCUCACCUGCGCAAGAAGUUAUUC
Molecule: messenger RNA, 4253 nt
Organism: Fimicolochytrium jonesii
Lineage: Eukaryota; Fungi; Chytridiomycota; Chytridiomycetes; Spizellomycetales; Powellomycetaceae
Product: P-loop containing nucleoside triphosphate hydrolase protein
Exons: 5
Coding region: 212-4009 (1265 amino acids)
Biological process (GO): transmembrane transport
Cellular component (GO): membrane
Molecular function (GO): ATP hydrolysis activity; ABC-type transporter activity; ATP binding
Source: RefSeq, a predicted model, not a curated record